This is a messenger RNA of Tetranychus urticae (two-spotted spider mite), 1014 nucleotides long. Its product is annotated as putative RNA-binding protein EIF1AD. The record is from RefSeq and is a predicted model, not a curated record. Gene Ontology annotation, biological process: translational initiation. Gene Ontology annotation, cellular component: nucleus. NCBI's taxonomy places the organism in Eukaryota, Metazoa, Arthropoda, Arachnida, Trombidiformes, Tetranychidae. Gene Ontology annotation, molecular function: RNA binding; translation initiation factor activity.
GCUAAACCCGUUUGUCCUAAAUUAAACUCAUUAAAUUGUUGUUCUAGACCUUGUUAAAAAAAGAGAUUAACAAUUUCAAGUAUCAGGGCGGGUUAAAGGGAUUUAUAUUUUUUCAAUAUAAAUUCAAGUUGCAUGCCUUUCUGAUAUUGUUUACCAUUCCACACAUCUUUAGGCUCAAGUCAAGCUAUAUUUACUCACUAUAUUUGUAAUUUGUCUAGUUCUACUUUACUCUUUAAAACCGUGAAUUUAUUUAAUUGUUACCAUCAAUUGCUGAUCUUCGUGACUCCUGUUUCAUUAAUUGUUGAAAAUCUGCUCCACUCAUCCAUUAUUUCAGUUAUUUUCUUUGUAAUUCAUUUGAAUGGAGAAGGAUGUCUAAGGCUACUAAACGUAAAUAUGUAACCAAAGAGGUUCUUGAGAACUACUUUAUUCCAGAGGAACCAGCUUAUAUUGUUAAGGUCAUUGCUGGUCGAGGAAACAACUUACACGAGGUAGAAUCACCUGAUGGCGAAAAGUAUCUUGCUAGCAUGCCAACCAAAUUCAGAAAAAAUGUUUGGAUCAAAAGAGGUGAUUUUGUUGUCGUUGAGCCGAUAAAAGAAGGAGAUAAAGUGAAGGCUGAAAUUAUCCAAAUUCUGUUAAAGGACCAAAUCAAAUACAUUAAAUCAGAAGGCAAAUGGCCUGUGAGAUUUGAAGAUAAACAAGUGGCUGAUGAAACUGAAAACGAGGAUGCUUUAUUCUUCAACCCAAAUCGUAGAAAUGACGAUUGUAGCAGUGAUUCCGACUCUGAUUCAUCUGGAUCAUCAGGAUCAUCCCAACCUUCAUCAGAAGAAGAGUCAGAUGCUGAAUCUUCUGAAAAUUGAACUCUCAUGUGAAUAUUGUUUUAUAUACACUUCCAUACAUCAAUUACUAUUUCUUUGCUUCUGUUGCCAAGCCGAUACAAAUGAACAAUUAGUUUCAUACAUACAAUAUUUAACUAAUCUUGUGCACCAAAUAUCAAUAAAUAAUUCUUCAAUUGAA